CUUUUAAGAAAAUAUCUACCGGAUAAUAAGUUCUAUUUUCUUUGCGAGAUGUACCUGAACUUGUGGGUUUGGCUCAACAUCAAAUGGCGAAGCUUAGCAUGCUCAAAAAUAGACUGAAUUCACAAAAAAAAAUUUCAAACUUGUUUUGUGCAAGUGCCAGCUCAGCUGAGAACAGGACUAAUUUCCGAAAGUUCGCGCCUGGACAAAAGAAGAUAGGAAACACGAAAUGUGAAACAUUGUAUUAUAUACUAUUAGCAGUCCUCAUCAGAAGCAAAAACAUUAUAUCGCUGUCUUCAAUAACCUGCGAAUCCCCUAUUGCCAUGUUAGAGAAGGGCAAAUAACAAGCAGAAAGUGACAAUUUUCGGUACAUACAAAAACAAAUUGUGGUCCUUUUCAGGUGGUUCAAAAAUUGGAGGCAGUUUCAGGUUUUAAUGAUACAUUGAGCUAUCUCAAGAUUCGAGAUCAAAGAAAGUUGUUGGAUUGCCAACUUGGUUAAAAUUAGUGAGAUUACGG
Messenger RNA from Ascoidea rubescens DSM 1968, 513 nucleotides. RefSeq lists its product as uncharacterized. The record is from RefSeq and is a predicted model, not a curated record. The transcript has a single exon. Bases 84 to 341 code for a protein of 85 amino acids. NCBI's taxonomy places the organism in Eukaryota, Fungi, Ascomycota, Saccharomycetes, Ascoideales, Ascoideaceae.